AUGCUCAGCCGUCUACCCAGGGCCUCGCGCGCCAGCUCCAUCAUCGCCACCGUCGCUCGGUCGGCCAGAGCACACACCCAGGUCCGGAGCUUCAUCGCUCCCACCGUCUCUCGGAGAGCCGACUUCGUCCAGGAGCUCUACCUGAAAGAGCUCAAGGCCUACAAAGUCCCCCCCGUCAAAGAAUCCGAUGCCGAGGGCCAGGUCCAGACCUUCUCCAUGCCCAAGACGCCCGCCUCCCCCGAGGAGACCGACCUCGCCGGUAACCUCAAGGAGUACGAGAGCAUGGCCGUCGAGAUUGAGGGCCAGGAGGCUUCCCACGGCGCCCACGGCGCCGCCUCGCUGCCCGACUGGCUCGAGGCCGAAGAGGACGAGCCCAAGGCCCAUUAA
Messenger RNA from Hirsutella rhossiliensis, 387 nucleotides. Its product is annotated as ATP synthase complex subunit h domain-containing protein. The transcript is spliced from 3 exons. The record is from RefSeq and is a predicted model, not a curated record. NCBI's taxonomy places the organism in Eukaryota, Fungi, Ascomycota, Sordariomycetes, Hypocreales, Ophiocordycipitaceae. Bases 1 to 387 code for a protein of 128 amino acids. Gene Ontology annotation, biological process: proton motive force-driven ATP synthesis.